GAAUUCUUUUUAAUUUAUGCAAUGGCUGGAGAGAUAGUCUAUGCUGAUAUCAAACAUACAUCUUCAGAACAUUCAUCUUCACUCCAGAGAUCUGGUUCAUUGGCUCUCCAAGAUAUAAAACAAGAGGGUACCCCCAUGAAACUGAGUGAAAUAUCAGUGAGAAAAGAUUCUCAACACCACAGAAUUUUCCUGAAAGUUGAAUGUGCAAUGAUUAUCAUUCUUCUUGUAAUAGUAGCUGUGCUGAGCGUGCUUGUUAUUCAGUUCAAAUCUGCAAGACAAACUGAAGUGGAUAAUGAAUCAAAGAAGAAAUAUUGUACUGAGCAAAGUAAAUCUGAAGCAAGCAGCUCAAUAGUUUCUUUUGAUUCUUCUACUGUUCAUACAUCAUGCCCCACCAAAGAUUGGAGGCCACAUGGGGGGAAAUGCUACUGGGUUGCUGAAAAUGAAAAUAAGAAAUCUUGGAAUGAGAGUAAAAAUGACUGUGUCAUGAAAAACUCACGUCUCAUGGUGAUCCGAAACUUCACUGAUACGACUUUCCCAUGGCAAAACGUACGUGAUUCAUUUUGGGUUGGUUUGAGGAUUCCUCCUGGAGGGGAAUUAUGGACCUGGCUGGACAACAGCACUUUUGACCCAAAGCUGUUUUCAAAUGAACGAGAGACCCGGAGUAUGAAGUGCGCCCAGGUGUCUUCUAACAAGAUAAUCAAAGCAAGUUGUGAGAAAAAUUAUCCAUGGAUUUGUCAAUUGUAAUCCACUUGGCAGAAAAUAAGUCUCUGUUUGUCUGACUAAGAGACACCACAUGAAGUUUGAGCUCAGAUUAUAAGAAAGUUCAGAGGGCUGUGUGUGUGUGUGUGUUUUAUAGUACUAUUCUCAGAAAUGUGGAAAAGGAGAUACACAAAAUAAAAUGUUUUAGAAAAUGA
Molecule: messenger RNA, 914 nt
Organism: Odocoileus virginianus texanus
Lineage: Eukaryota; Metazoa; Chordata; Mammalia; Artiodactyla; Cervidae
Product: killer cell lectin-like receptor subfamily B member 1B allele A
Source: RefSeq, a predicted model, not a curated record